This is a messenger RNA of Oncorhynchus gorbuscha (pink salmon), 2927 nucleotides long. RefSeq names its product Usher syndrome 1C binding protein 1 (gene ushbp1). NCBI's taxonomy places the organism in Eukaryota, Metazoa, Chordata, Actinopteri, Salmoniformes, Salmonidae. The record is from RefSeq and is a predicted model, not a curated record. The transcript has 14 exons. Bases 401 to 2650 code for a protein of 749 amino acids.
UGAUAUCCUGGAGCUGAGAUGGAACACACAGAGUGAUGUCACUGAACUCCUAAAACUAAAAUACCAAUACACCAGAGGCUUCACACAGAUAGAGAGAUACAGAAAUAGAUAAAUAGAAAGAGAGAGAGAAAUGGUGAGUGUCUGAAAGAGAGAGAGAGAGAGAGAUGAGGGGGGGGGGGCUCCCAGUCGAGCAGGGUAGGCAGCACACAGGCAGGCAGAAGUUUUAGAACAGAGAGAAACGGAGGAACCAUUGGAAGGUAUAAUUAUACAAAACUACAGGCAUCAGGAUAGCAGUGUCUGGCUGCAGCAGCACCACAGAGGUUAGCUCAGUUCUCCAGUGUUUAAUGGCAGUUAGUGGACAACAGAUAGAAGCAGGAUAAUCACAGUGAGCUUCUGACUCAUGGAAGCCAUGGAGGGGUUCAAACGAGGGAGAUCUGAUACCCUGGACAUACAGUCAGAGGGUGAGGAGAUGACCCCGGUUACCCUGGUAACCACAAUGACCCCUGACACCGAGGUGAACUCUGAGCCUUCCCAGGCAGAGCUGGCUCAGUGUGAGGCGGAGGUCGGAACUCUACUCAGCAUCAUUGCUGAACUCAACAGGAAAAUGGGCGCAUUACAAGCACCAAGUGAUCCAGAUGACCUUAAACCACAGGAGCCAGUCAUCCUCCCUCCGGCUCCAGCCUCCCUGUCCAGCCCCCCUCCAUCCCUCUGCAACCCAGAGAAACACACUGGCACUGCAUCUAAAGCCCCAGUAACCAACAGAGAGGGUAGUGGUGAAGUAUGGUCAGAACUCCAGGGAGUCAUGUCUGAUCUGGAGGGUUCCAUUAACACCAGGAGGGCCUGGGCUGCCUCUCACACUGCCUGUGGCCAGGACGGACAGAUGGAACACCUCACAGCCGCCAGGGACAGCUGGGUACAAGUCACACAGGUCUUAGAGGAGAUGGAGAGAGAGUUUGGGAUCUCGUACCCGUCUGGUCUGCCCCCCGAGGAGCGUCAGCAAUACCAGAAGGACAUCCUGGCACUUCACCAGCGGAACUGUGACCUGCGCAGCAGCCUACAAAGCAGACAGGAAGAACUAGAGGGGGCAAAGGUCACGGUGGGAGACAUAGAGGUUGAGAGGAACAGUCUACAUGAGAGGUUACUGGGUCUCCAUAAGGCGUGGCGAUCAGGCAGCCUCUCUCCUCCCUACAGCUCCUCAGGGAGCUCCAGUGGUGUGGUUCUGAGUCCUGGCUGGGCCUCCCCUGGUUCCCCUGGUUCCCCUUCAUUCCUUGGCUCUCCUCCCUUCCCCGGGUCACCCCUGUUCCUCAGAAGACCCAUCGCCAUGGGGAUCUUCCCGGCCCUCUCUACUGGGGGGGACAUAUCCUCCUCGGCCUCUCCAUCACCCUCCCCCUGGCCUGGGAGUGUCCCACAAGGCAGCCCCUGUCGUAGCCCCAGCCCCAGCGUCAGCCUGGAGGGUGAGACAGACAGACUACAGAGGUGUAUAGAAAGGCUGAAGGCCCGGAACGAGCGUCUGACUGCAGCUCUGGACAAGAGAAAGGGAGAGUCUGAGCUGAUCAGUAUGACGCUCAGCAGACACGAAGCUGACAGCACAGCCCUGCAGAUGGCUCUCCAAUACUGCGAGGAGUGUGAGGAGGCCUACAGUGAGUUACUGUCUGUGUACGAGGGCAGGAGACAGCAGGUCAUACCACACUGGAGACACAUAGCAGGCCCGGUCAUGGAGAGUCAGCAGCCCAACAGUCCCAGGCCGUCCCUUAGGAGUCUAAGAACUGAGGAGUUGUCAACCUCCUUCUCAACACCAGGGGGUGUUGUUGAGACAGAAACACACAUCCAGACCAGGUUCCAUCUCUAUUAUACAGCCAGGGGGUCCGAGGUCGAGGGGUGCGAGGCGGACAUUCGGGAGCGUAUCGAGCGGUUGAAGCAGGACAGGGCAGCAGUGUGUGUCCCUAAGCCAGGGCCUGGGGGAGAGGGGAAUCUCAGCCCAGAUACAGGCACCCUGGCUGGGCUUAAAGGGAGCCAUGGAGGACAAGGAGGCCAGGACACCUCCAACCCCCAGAGCACCAAGAGAGAGAAGGCUGUUCUGCUCUAUGACCUGGUCACUGUCAGGGAGGAGAUGUCGGAGCUGCGAGGUUUAAUCCGUCUGACGGAGAAGGAGCGGAGGUGUCUGGACUGGAGUCUAAUGGCCCAGAAGGCCCAGGAUGCAGCUGGAGCCCUGAUCUCUGAGAGCCUCGCUGAGGAGAUAGAGGACAGGAGGACAGAACAGCAGAGGACUUCUGAGAACGAGGAUAAGCUAAGCAACGAUGGAGACAUCCCUGGGCCUCAAAACCGUGCCAUCCUUCGAGAGCUACAGGUUGUCCUGCAACGGGAGCAGGUGCUGAAGAGGAGAGUGUCGGCGGUGAGGGAGUCUCUGGACUUGGUUCUCUCCGACAGCGCCUCUCGCAGGAGAGGCAACGAUGACCAGAUGGCUCGGCUCGCACAAGCUCACAGCAAGGCCACAGGGUCGUACCGGAACGCUCGCAGGAAGUACAGGGAGAAGCUGUGGAGGCUGGAGAGUCAGGUGUCAGCAAUGUCAGAUCGUCACAUGACCCAGAUCGGGGCCCUGAAGGCUACGCUGGAGGCCAUGGAGUGCAGGAGGGAGGAGACUGUACUCUGACUGAGCUGAGGUCAGCUUCUGGGGACAUUGGUCCUAACUUCUGGUACAGGGUCAGAUAUUAUAAUCCAAAAUGGUUCGGAUUAAUUUGGGAUUUGAGAGUUAGGAUUAGCCUCGUACUACCAUCCUGAUCUCGCGAGUUUACAUAAAAUAUGUUUUACUACCACUACUUUACUACAUCUACUUUACUACAUCUACUUUACUACAUCUACUUUACUACCACUACUUUACUAUAGCUACUUUACUAUAGCUACUUUACUACAUCUACUUUACUACAUCU